AUGCGAGUUCGUGAGCUCAAUGAUCAUCAGAAGGCUUCUGUUAUUGAUGUGCGUGAAGUGAAUGAAAAUAAUCAAUUUCAUCAUCCAACUGAUUUGGCAUUUGAUAGUAAUGGCAAUCUAUAUGUAAGUGAUGCCUACAAUCAUUGUGUUCAGUUUUUUGCUUUGAUCGAUAAUCGAUCAUGUCAAGCACCAUCGACAACAACUGUGAAAAUAUCGACAGGUAAUUCCAUUAUUCUUGUCUUUUUCUCCUAUUUAAUUUAA
Molecule: messenger RNA, 261 nt
Organism: Rotaria sordida
Lineage: Eukaryota; Metazoa; Rotifera; Eurotatoria; Philodinida; Philodinidae
Source: the annotation of a GenBank genome assembly